Molecule: messenger RNA, 2571 nt
Organism: Chondrus crispus (carragheen)
Lineage: Eukaryota; Rhodophyta; Florideophyceae; Gigartinales; Gigartinaceae
Exons: 2
Coding region: 1-2304 (767 amino acids)
Molecular function (GO): protein binding
Source: RefSeq, a predicted model, not a curated record
AUGCCUCCCAUCCUCUUCGCCGCCACGGCCCCGCGCUCGUGCCCCCGCAUUUUCCUGCACGCGCACCCGCCGAUGUGUUCCGCGACGCCGCCGCCGCCCGACGCGGCGACGGCCCGUCCGCACUCGCGCAAGCGCGUGCGCUCGCGCACGCCGCGCCCCCCGCGCACCUCAGUUGCCGGUCUCGACGCGGCCAUCUCUGCCGGCGCCCUGUCGUUGCUUCCGGAGCUGGUCGCGCGCGACGUGGACACGCUCUCGUACGGCGCCAUCCUGCGCGUGCUCUCCGCGCUGACGAAGGCCGCCCUGUGGCGGCCGGCGGUGCGCGUGUACGACGCGGCGGCGCUCAACCAUGGCAUCAAGAUUCGCUUCACGUCGCGCAUCUACACGGACCUGUUCUUCUCACUGAUGAAGCUCGGCGGCCCGCGUGACGCGGACCGCGCCUUUGAAGAGUGGCAGUACCUCGUCGACCGCGACCGAGACCAGACGUUGCUCGGACCGCGCGCGUAUAACUUCUUGUUUGUGCUGCUCAGCCGCAACGCGCGCGUGGAUGAGGCGAUGUCUGUAAGGAACAAUUGUUCGGAGAAUGGGUUUUAUUUGAAUCGGUACUCGUACAACGCGUUUCUCAAUGCGUGCGCGAAGAGCCACCGCAUUGCAGACGCGUUUGAAACUCUCCGCAACAUGGCGGAGAGCAACGUCCUGCCGGACGUCGUCUCUUUCAAUGUCCUCAUCGCGUGCUGUGUGCGCAGUGGCGACUUGGAUAUCGCCCUUGGAAUUCUUCAUCGUAUGCGCGAUUGGGGCAUCUUGCCGGAUGUCUACUCGUAUAAUUCCAUCGUGAACGGUCUCAGAAAGAACAAGAUGCUCGAGGAGGCCUUCCAGCUCGUCGCUCUCAUGGAGACGGAGGCUGCGAAUGGCAAGUCCAUUCCGCUCAUAACGGAUAUUCCAAAAUGCGUCGAGGAGCCAGAGACGGGUCACGCACGGAGGCAGUCGCCUGAGGCCGUGGACAAGCCAGCCCAUGUCGUGGCCGCCGCCCCGCUUAUUGAGGCCCUAACGACGGCGAGGAGAGCCACAACGGCCAAGCCUGGGGAGACAUUGACAGUGGAGCACAAGGGAAAGAAGCAAGGGGGAGAGACAAGAGAAGAGAAAGGGAAUCCAGCGGCUGAGCAAGGUAAGAAUGAGGCCGACGAGGCCGACGAGGCCGACGAGGGAGAGGAGCGUGAAGCAGCGGAGAGGAAACUUGUUGACGUGGGGGAGGAGGGCGAAGAUGGUGAAGAGACAGGCGUCAGUCCAGAUCUAGUGACAUACAAUACGCUUAUUUCCGGACUCGCUUGUGAGGAGUUUCCUGAUUUCGAGCGUGCCAUGCGUGUCAAGCAGCAUAUGGAGUCGCGCAGAGUGAUAUGCAACGAGGUAAGUUAUAAUGCAUUGAUGGCUGUAGCAGCGCGAUCCAACAGGGUUCAGAUCGCGUUUGAGAUCUAUGACGAGAUGAUUGGCAAGAGCCUCCGCCCAAACUGUGAAUGCUUCACGACGCUCAUCACGCUGUGCGGCCGGACCAACAUGAUCGAUCGCGCUUUUAAGAUACACGAGCACAUGAUCACGAUCGGGAUCGAACCAAGCGUGAUUACAUACAACGCGCUUCUGACCGCAUGUCGUUGCUCGGCUGGACGAGAUGCCGGGGAAGCUGCGCUACAAGUGUUUCAGGAGAUGCGGGAGACGCCGGGGUGCACGCCGGAUGUGAUUACAUACUCGACGGUGAUCGACGCGCUCGGGCGCGGGGGACGCUUCGGUCAGGUGCGCGACGUGCUCGACGAGAUGUCGCGAGAAGGAGUGGCGCCUAACCUUGUGACGUACACGUCUGUGAUCUCGGCUCUAACGCGAGCCGGGGACUUGGAAGGCGCUCUGAAAGUGCUCGAAGAUAUGGAGGGGCACGGGAUCAAGCCGAAUGUGUACACGUUUUCCAGCCUGAUCCACGGGGCAGGGCGGCGCGGACAGUUUCACAAGGCGUUUGAAAUGCUGCAGCUGAUGCGCGAAAGCGGCAUCAUGGCCAGCCGGGUGACAUACAGCAUGCUGCUGCAGCUGGCGGUCAAGUCCGGGGAGCGGGAGCUUCUCGAACAUGUCAUCGAUGUUGUGGCGACCGACACCAGGCUCAUAGGCACGCCGCAGCUGGAGCGGAUCCUCUACUUGAGCGACGACCCGGAUCUGUUCGUGGCUGGGAAGAGCAAGCAAAUCUUCGCCAUGAUGAACAAGGCGAUCGAGGAGUGUAUCGCGGGCUCGAAGAGUCAGAGCUGGAAUCGCAAGUUUCGCGGACGGUAGGGGAUGUGAUACAAGGGAAUAAAGCACUAGCGUUGGUAGCUAACUAAUGUUAACAGUUUUAUGUCCUAGAGUAUUUGUAGGGCGGUAUGGAUACUCAUGCAGGGUUUUUGCAGGGGAGUUAGGGUAUAGUACAAAGGCAGGUUAUUCUCUGAGCAUAUCCAUUGUGUUUGAAGUGAGAAUAGUGAGAUGCCGGUACUUCAUGCGGUUUGGCAAGCUACGGAGCUUUGGCUGGCAGAGAAUAUAAAGCAGGACUUUUCGACGUGUGCC